Messenger RNA from Poeciliopsis prolifica (blackstripe livebearer), 1218 nucleotides. Its product is annotated as GTPase IMAP family member 9-like. The record is from RefSeq and is a predicted model, not a curated record. Gene Ontology annotation, molecular function: GTP binding. The coding region runs from base 100 to 1038 and encodes 312 amino acids. The transcript has 3 exons. NCBI's taxonomy places the organism in Eukaryota, Metazoa, Chordata, Actinopteri, Cyprinodontiformes, Poeciliidae.
GUGACCCGGGUCGGUUUAUUAUAUAGGAACAGAGACAAGAUUGAACUUGUUCAUCUGCGACGGCUCUACAUCAACCAACUUUAACUUGUUGUAAGGAACAUGUCCAAAACGAAAGGUUCACGGGUGGACGUGGGAGAGGCUAAGAAGAAAAAAUGUGAUCAGAAAACAGUUGAAGAUCCAGAAGACGUUACCAUUUUGCUCAUUGGCAAAACUGGAACUGGCAAAAGCUCUGCGGGAAACAUCAUUGUGAAUGCUAAUGGUUUUGAAGUUGGGAAGAAUACAAUGGUGUGCGAGAAGAAAAUGCAUCCCCUGCUUGAUGGCCGUAGAUUGGCAGUGAUCGAUACUCCAGGUCUGUUUCACACCAAACUGACAGCUGAGGAGAUGAAGACACAGCUGACUAGAUGUGUCUCGUUGUGUGCUCCUGGUCCUCAUGUGUUCCUGAUUGUGAUUGAGCCAAAACGUUUCUCGAGAGAAGACAAAGACAUGGUGAAAAUGAUCAAGAGGAUGUUUGGAGAUGGAGCAGCUAAAUAUACCAUGGCCUUGUUCAGUCAUGGAGAUGAAAUGGAGAAAGAUGGAGUCUCAGUAGAAAGAGCUAUGUAUUUCAACCCACCUUUCAAUAAUUUUCUCAGCAAAUGUAAAGGAGGUUUUCAUGUUUUUAACAACAACGACAACAGGAAUCAAGUUAAUGAGCUGGUGGGAAAGAUUGACAAUAUGGUUCAGAGAAAUGGAGGCAGGCGAUACACAAAUGAUAUGUUCAGAGAAGCCCAAAGAGCCAUUAGUCGGGAGAUUUCUCAGGCUGAAGUAAAUAGAGAGACAGCAGAGAGAAACAACUCGUUUAUUCGAGCUGUUGACCGAGCUGCUGCAGUUUCAGCCGUUGCUGAAGCUGCUGCUGAAGCUGCAGCUGAGGCCGCUGCAGCAGCCACUGCUGAAGCUAUAGCUGCAGCAGCGGCUGAAGCUAUCAUUGAAGCUGCUGUUGGAGUGGCAGAUGUUGUGAGUACAGUCACAGCAGUGAGAGAGGAUGGAUGCGUAACUCAGUGAUAACCAUGUGAUCAGGAGUAAUUGCAAGUAACCUCAAUGAUAGUGACCAGCUUGUUAGCUGUUAGUGAAUAGUAAUUAUUAAUUACAUAUCUGAUUAAACACUUUUAAUAGAACCUUUAACAUUAAAAUACAACAUGUGAUUUGUUAUUUAAAGACAAUGACUAACAUUGUCUUGGCUUG